AUGUCAUCUAUGGCAACUACAAGUAACCAGGAUAGUAUUGGCGACGGUUUUAAUAUUAAUAGUCAAGUAAAGUCAGGCUUAGUUCAAGAUACAGAAAAGAAUUUUAUCCAACAGUCAGGCAAAGGAAAAGAGAAAGAAGUAGUGGUCGUGGUCGGGGAUAACUACGACACGAAUAUGUCGGCGGCUUCGGACGAGAAUAGGAGGUUAAGAGAGUCGUCAAGUUCUAGUAACGAAAAUGCAAGGGAAAUGGACGAGUCUAGUAACGACACGAGCGACGCAAGUAGUAGCGAUUCAAAGAAAAGUAAAAUUUCGUCAUCGUCUACAACAGACGCUUGGUUUCAAGAAUUUAACUCUAACGUCAAAGAAUUAAAUCAAUCAUUUGACGAAGAUGACAGUGAAACUCCCUACUCUGUUGAUCCCUUUCAAAAAUCUCAUCCUCCAUCACAAUCAAUCACCUCAAAGCAUCAUUCACACGCACAAACUAAUCAUCAUCCACAUCGUGCUACAUUUGGACGUGACAAUGUUGGCUCAGCGAGACAUGGUGCGCAUCAAGCACCAAAUACCGUGUCGGCUCCUAGUGAUUCGUAUCGAUCUGUGAUUGACGAUCUAACCUUAAAAAAUCAAAGAUUACGACACAAACUACGAAAAAUGGAAAGACUUCAUAAGAAAUCUUUGCACAAGGAAAAAUUAUUCGAAGUCCGGUACUUUCAGAUGCCUCGAAAUAAACGUCACGAAUUAGAAGAUUAUCUUAAAGAUUUUGCAGCCCAACUUCCAACGCCGCCAUCGAGCGGAGUAACCUCAUCGAGUGCCAACAGCACUUCGCGAACAUCAUCUGGUCCUCCAAGGGUGAUAGAUAAUGUACAAGUAAAAGGAAGCAAUAAAGCCAAAAUGAAACAAGUCGUACAAGCGAUCGAAAAAGUGUUCACCACGAAACCCUCGUACGAUGAUCACUAUCUAAAAGAUCAAGAAAAGGCAGAUCCGGAUGGCUAUGUAUAUCUUAAUUUACUAACAAAUAUGGCACAAUUACAUACAAUGAAUGUAACAUUACCACUUGUCAAACAAUCGAUACGAACAUUUUCAAAUUGUUUGGAGUUGAGUGAUGAUGGAACAAAAGUCCGGUGGCGAAGUGAAAUUGAUCCGAGUAGUGAAACUGUUCAGAAUGUUAUAGCAGCCACUCGAUUUCAUUCGCCUUCUGAAAGUUCUUCCAAUGCUACCUCUUCAUCACGUAAUACAACUAAUUCAAAUGUUAUCGCGGGAAAAUCACCAUCAAAUGGAUCACACACCACCGUCGGUUCUUUAAAGUCAUCUUCGAUCUCUCAUUAUCGUCCAAUUAGUGGGGUCGAGCAACCACAAGAAGGUCCCAUAAUUUAUUAUGAAGGUGGUGUAUUUUGUACUGACUUGAGUCGUGUCGCCGUAGAUUUUGGUGAUGAAUCGGCAUCCACGUCUCCAAGUGGAUUUCGAGCAACACCUUCGGAUUCUUCGGGAAUGGAAAAUUCUACGGCUAAUGGGUCACGUAAGGAGUCCUCUAACACGAGAGAAAAACGGCCGGUGUUACGAUAUGAGCGAGGAACCAAUAUUGUUUUGGGUUCUAAUCCACAGAUUUUGGCUAAUUAUCAAACAGAAGAGGAGACCAGUAGUGGACAAGAGGCGGACGAUGAAGAUUCUGCACAUCCAAUGUUAUUAUCUGAAGACUCGAAAAUACAAUUGACGGUCAUUGAGAGUGACAGUGUAAAUGGCACAGCAAACAACAACAGAAAAAAAGAUAAACCGGAAAAUACUCUAGGUGGUUCAUCAUUUACAGAAAAUACGGGAGAUGAAGGCAGUUCAAGUGGUGGGAGUGGUCGAGUUUCUUCUACUCACUCACCUUCCAGUGGAUAUUCUAAAAUCCCAACCACUCAAAUGUUAGCUACUUCUGGCACUUCAGGAGUUGUACCAGAGGAUAAUUUUACUGUCGUUGUGAAAACAUCUCAUCCUUGGUCAUUUAGUAAUAAUAAGUCUCCUCGCCGUCAUAAAUCUUCUACUAGCCCAUUGGAAUUGAUAAAAGACUUGAAUAUCAGUCAUGUUGAUAAUCCAUCUAAUAAACCACCACGUGCCAUUAGACGAAAUAAUAAAGAUUUAAAGCGACAUCAACGGCGUCAUUCGCAUUCUAUCGUCUCCACUGAACUAAUACAUCUUCCACCUUCACUUACACAUCAGAUAAUACCUCCUCCAUUAGCGGUGGAAUCAUGCAGAACAUCAUACACAAAUCUAUCAGCAUUAGGGUCAUCAGAAAGUGGCGGAUCGUCGGGCUAUGGAUCAUCCUCGUCGUCGCAAUCCCUCUCAGAAAUGUCCUACGAUCCAAUUUAUGCUCUAAAGAAUAAUACAAUUCUGGCACUUUCACGAAAUCGACGAGAAUCAUCUUCAGCCGAAGAUGAAGUCCAAGACAUGGAUCUUGACUCCCCAUCUAGUGAUUCUUCUACUCUCUGUCCGUACAUUAAUAUUGACGCGGAAGGGGAAGAGCAUGAAGAUGACGAAGACAGUGAAAUACAAUCGGGGUCGAGAGAUGAUCAGGAACCGACGAUACAAGAAGAUCAAGAUGGAUAUUAUCGUUAUCAUAAAAAUAAAAUAGAGGAAAGUCAGUUAGGUGUGAAUUUGCGAUUACGAGAAGCAGCAGCUAAAGAGCGACGGAGACUGGUGACUGAGAAAGAUGACGAUCCAGAUGUACAAAAAGUAAGGGUUAAAACUCGUCUCACUUCAAAUCCAGAAAGGAAUGAAGCAGCAAUAGCAGCUGUGCUUUCACGUGCUCAACAACAAUUACAGCAAGUGGCGCAAGAAUGGAAUACCUCGACACAAUUGCAACAAGCAUCAAAACAGAACUGGAAUACAUUAACACAAUUCCAUCAAAUACAACAAGAGCAACGACAGGCUAGCGAUGCGGUUCACACACAUGUUCAAACACAAGGAUCAUCAAUGACUAUAAAUGUUUCUGCGCAAAUUCAGCAAUUGCAUGAAUUGCAACAAAAAAAUCUGAAAGCAUUAGCAGAACAAUCACAUCAAUUACAAGCGGCACAACAAAAUUGGAAUGCAAGAAUGCAAACUCACCAAUCAAGGUGGAGUCUACCCAUUGGUAAUCCACCUGAACCGAUAUAUCCCUCUAUCCCGGGAGUUACCAGAAUACCUCCAGCGACGUCGAUGAUGAUGCAAGGAAGAACCGGGAAUAGUGGAGGAAGAGGAAAUACAUUUCAAUCAACAUUUGAAAACAAUCAAUCAUCGUAA
Molecule: messenger RNA, 3255 nt
Organism: Ambispora gerdemannii
Lineage: Eukaryota; Fungi; Glomeromycota; Glomeromycetes; Archaeosporales; Ambisporaceae
Source: the annotation of a GenBank genome assembly